AUGUCUGUAGUGAAAUCAGUCGCAGUCGCAGGGGCCUCUGGCAACCUUGGCCCUCAUAUCGUCAAAGCACUUGUUACUGCAGGAUUGCAAGUCACUGUUCUCACACGGUCCAAGAAACCAGGCACUUACGACUCCAGCGUUAAAGCUGUCGAAGUGGACUUCACAUCCGUGGAGUCAUUGACUGCGGCACUUCAAGGUAUCGACGGACUUGUGUCCACUGUGACAGCUACAGCCAUCGAGAACCAGACCAUUCUGAUCGAUGCUGCUAUUGCCGCUGGAGUGAAACGUGUUAUCCCCUCUGAAUUCGGAUCCUGUACGAUCAGCCCUAAAGUCGCAGACUUGCCAAUGUAUUCCUCGAUGUUCAAGAUCAAACGCUACCUAGAAGAACAAGCUACCGCAGGAAAGCUGACUUGGACUGUGCUUGCAUGUGGUGCAUUCAUAGAUAUGGUCUUCGCAUAUCCUGUACUGCUGGAUUUCGCCAACCACAAGGUCACUUUAUAUGACAAAGGUGACAAUAGGAUCAGUUCGACCUCCAUGGACGACAUUGGCAAGGCCAUUGUUGGAAUUUUCCGAAUUUAUGAGGAGACCAAAAACAAGAUUUUGCGGGUAUCACAAGUGAUUCUCACACAGAACGGGUUAUUGAAAAUCGCGCAGGAGCUGAAACCGACUGUGAAGUGGGAAAUCAGUGAGGUCCAAACAAGUGUUUUGCUGCAGCAGAGUUUGGAAGAAAUUAAGGCUGGCAAUUUCAGCCAGCCGACCGUUAUGAAGCUAAUUUACUCAACAGCCUUCGGUGGCGAAGCUUACGGGACUGCCUAUGACGAGAAUGACAAUCAACUUCUUGGCAUAAAGGAGUUGACUGAGGAAUAUUUGAAGGAACGUGUUGCUAAGGCACUUGGAUAG
This is a messenger RNA of Exophiala aquamarina CBS 119918, 900 nucleotides long. RefSeq lists its product as uncharacterized. Lineage: Eukaryota; Fungi; Ascomycota; Eurotiomycetes; Chaetothyriales; Herpotrichiellaceae. Gene Ontology annotation, molecular function: oxidoreductase activity. Bases 1 to 900 code for a protein of 299 amino acids. The record is from RefSeq and is a predicted model, not a curated record. The transcript has 2 exons.